Messenger RNA from Trichomonas vaginalis G3, 1446 nucleotides. Its product is annotated as maltodextrin glucosidase family. Gene Ontology annotation, molecular function: alpha-amylase activity. The record is from RefSeq and is a predicted model, not a curated record. The transcript has a single exon. The coding region runs from base 1 to 1446 and encodes 481 amino acids. NCBI's taxonomy places the organism in Eukaryota, Parabasalia, Trichomonadida, Trichomonadidae. Gene Ontology annotation, biological process: oligosaccharide catabolic process.
AUGCUUGCUUUCCUUCUUAGUGCUAAGUUCGCACUUUGCGAAGACUUCAACAACAUUAGGAUAUACCAAGUAAUGGUUUCAUCAUUCCAAGAUGGCGAUCCAAACCUUGGCUACGGUACAGGAUAUGGUCCAUCAGAUCACAGGGGAGAUCUUCGAGGAAUUAUCAAUGCACUCGAUUACAUUAAGGGACUUGGUGUUAAUGCCCUUUGGAUGACACCAAUUUUCGAUUCAUCAAAUGGCCAAGGCGGCGCAUUACUCCAAUCAACUGGCUAUUUUUGCACAAACUACUUUAAGAUCGAUCCAAAGUUUGGUGAUGAUGCAACAUUUAGGGAAUUAGUUGAUAAAUGCCAUAAGAAAGGAAUGUAUGUUUUCCUUGAUGGCGUUUUUGGACACCAUGGUGGCGUUACUACAGCAUCUCCAUCAGGAAAAUGGCCACAAGGAGGUAAUAAUCCAGUUUCAUAUCCAGGUUCUCUUGACUUUUACAAAGAAGUUGCAAAAUAUUGGAUUGAAAACUACGGAAUUGAUGGCUGGCGUUUAGACCAAUGCUAUCAAAUGUACCAGAACAACUAUAACUACCUUAAAGAAAUCAGACAAGCUGUUGAAGAAGCUUGCAAUGCCAGAAAACAACGUGGAGAGAAAUGGGGAACAUUAGGUUACAUCGUUGGUGAGAACUGGAGAUCAGCCAGUGAAAUCCAACAACAGACAUACAGUGGAGAUGGCAUCAGAUCAGCAUUUGACUUCCCAUCACGUUACUCAUUAGUUAGAACAGUUGCCAUGGAAGAAUCUGGUGCUUCAUCAUAUGUUCAAGAACUUGGAAAUAUAUUCAAGACAAACUCUGAAAAGGGAUAUUACGGCCAAGUUUAUCCAAACUUGUUCAUUUCAAACCACGAUGUCUGGCGCUUUGGUAACCUCAUUAAAAACAAAUACGGUUAUGGCAAAUCCAGCCAAGAUUACUGGAAGAGACAUAAAAUCGCUAUGGCUUUACUUGCAUCAUACACAGGACCAAUCACAAUCUACUACGGUGAUGAAAUCGGUGAUUUGGCUGAAUGCUGGACAGGUUCUAACCCAUCCUGCGGUUCAAAUACUUAUUCAGAUAACGUUGCAAGAACUAAUGGCCAAAUCACAGGAUUCAACUCUGAUCAGCAGAGCUUGCACGAUUAUACUUCCAAGUUAAUGUUCGCUCGCGCAGAAAACCCUGCAAUGUGGCGCGGUACAAGUGGCAUUAGCUACGAUGGCGGUGUAAUGUUCAACUGCAAAUACGAUGAUCAGACAAAGAAUAAAGUCGUUAUGGUCGUAAACCUUGGCUUGGAUUCAAGAACAGUGACAUAUAACGUCGGCGGAUCUAAAUUGACAGAUCUAGUCACAGGAAAGAUCAUCAAUGGUAAUAAUGGUUCUUAUCAGAUCCAAAUUGAAGCAUUGGGAAGCGCUGUUUACAAAGUUGAAUAA